Messenger RNA from Oryctolagus cuniculus (rabbit), 2426 nucleotides. RefSeq names its product SPOUT domain containing methyltransferase 1 (gene SPOUT1). Lineage: Eukaryota; Metazoa; Chordata; Mammalia; Lagomorpha; Leporidae. Gene Ontology annotation, cellular component: kinetochore; spindle pole centrosome; mitotic spindle. The record is from RefSeq and is a predicted model, not a curated record. Gene Ontology annotation, biological process: miRNA processing; maintenance of centrosome location. Gene Ontology annotation, molecular function: miRNA binding.
AUAAAUAAAUCGUAAAGGAAAGAAAGAAGCCAAUCUGAAAAGGCUGCGUACUCUGCGGCUUCAACGAAUAUUCUGGAAAAGGCGAAGCUGUAGACAAGAACGAUGAGUUGUUGCCAGGGCCUGGGAGGGAGCCCGGGGUCAGAGAGCAGACCUGUGCUGACACCCUGUGGACCACAGCCCGAGCCGGUGAUGAAUCGUGUUGUUCGUCAGCUGUCACCGUGUGGCAGCCGGAGCAUGGCGUUAGCGGAGACCCUGUGCUGUCCGCUCGAUUUUCCUUGAAGCUGAGACUGCUUAAAAAAAAGUGUUAAUCCAAAGAGUAAACCAACACAUCUUCACAAAAGAACUGGAGUGAAAGGUCUGUAGGGUCACUUCCAGCUGGAGCUCGCCCCGACGUGGAGGGUGGCUCCUGGGCCGUCGGGGGGUCCAGGACAACCCCAGACCCUGUCCGCGCGGGCACCCACCCGGCCCGGCCACUAGCUCCGCCCCUCCCGCGGAGCUCCCGCCGCAGCCCGGCCACGCCCCCGCGCUCGCCCUUCUCUCCGAUUGGACCGCGCGGUGGAGGUGUGGCUGGAAGAGAAGGGGCUGAUUGGUAGGGGCGUGUCCAGUGCGCCUCUCGCUUUUCUCUCCGAUUGGACCGCGCGGUGGAGGUGUGGCCGGAAGAGGAGGGCCUGAUUGGCAGGGGCGUGUCCAGUGCGGCGGAACAUGGCGGAGCGCGUGCGGAAGCGGCCGUGCGGCCCGGGCGAACACGGCCGAGUGGAGUGGCGGAAAUGGAAGCAGCAGAAGAAAGAGGAGAAAAAGAAGUGGAAAGAUCUGAAGAUGGUGAAGAAGCUGGAGCGGCAGCGCGCCCAGGAGGCGGCGGCCAAGCAGCAGGAGGAGGAAGCAGCCACGCGCGCAGAGGACCGGGGACGGCCCUACACCCUGAGUGUGGCCCUGCCGGGCUCCAUCCUGGACAACGCCCAGUCGCCAGAGCUCCGCACCUACCUGGCUGGCCAGAUUGCCAGGGCCUGCGCCAUCUUCUGCGUGGACGAGGUCGUGGUGUUCGAUGAGGAGGGCCAGGAUGCCAAGACCGUCGAGGGGGAGUUCAAGGGAGUGGGCAAGAAGGGGCAGGCAUGCGUCCAGCUGGCCCGCAUCCUCCAGUACCUGGAGUGUCCACAGUACCUGAGGAAGGCAUUCUUCCCCAAGCACCAGGAUCUGCAGUUCGCAGGGCUCCUGAACCCCCUGGACAGCCCCCACCACAUGCGGCAGGACGAGGAGGCCGAGUUCCGUGAGGGCGUCGUGGUGGACCGGCCCACCCGGCCAGGCCACGGCUCCUUCGUCAACUGCGGCAUGAAGAAGGAGGUGAAGAUAGACCGGAACCUGGAGCCGGGACUUCGGGUGACCGUGCAGCUAAGCCAGAAGCAGCUCCCAGAGUGCAAGACCUACCGUGGGAAGGUGGUGUCGGCGCAGGACCCUCGCACCAAAGCCGGCCUCUACUGGGGCUACACUGUCCGCCUGGCCUCCUGCCUCAGUGCUGUGUUUGCCGAGGCCCCCUUCCAGGAUGGCUACGACCUGACCAUCGGGACGUCGGAGCGAGGCUCCGAGGUGGCCUCCGCCCAGCUGCCCAGCUUCCGGCAUGCCCUCGUGGUGUUCGGCGGCCUCCAAGGGCUGGAAGCCGCGGUAGAUGCCGACCCCAACCUGGAGGUGGCUGAACCCAGCGUCCUCUUUGACCUGUACGUCAACACCUGCCCCGGCCAGGGCAGCCGCACCAUCCGCACCGAGGAAGCCAUACUCAUCUCCCUGGCCGCCCUGCAGCCUGGGCUCGCCCGAGCUGGCGCCCAGCCCAGCUGAAGGCUCCGUUGGGUCCGGACAGUGGCGGGACAGCCGCGGGUCACCCGGCGUGCACACAGCUGGGACUCGUCUCCAAAAGCAGCCGCCUUUACUGUGCCCGCCCCAGCGCGGUCCCUCGGCCCCGCCCUCACUGGCCGCCGGCAGCGAUGGCCUUGAGGCUGCCGGUCCGCGCCAGGAUGUUGGGCACGAAGAGCAGCCCCGAGGCCCGCUCGAUGCUCUCGAUGGGCACCAGGAAGCGCUCCAGCGGCAGGGCCUCGUCCACGGGCGCGUUGGGCAUCACGUAGGAGCGCAGCUCGAUCUGCCCACCCGCCGCCUCCAGGAUGAGCACCUUGAAGAAGUGCGUGGGCACCGCCACGUGGUUCUUGCCGAUCACCUGGUACUUCACAUAGGCCUUCCCGUCGGCCUCCGUCCUGCAGGACGGCCGGGGUCCUGGUUAGUGCCAUGCCCACCUCCUCCAGGAAGCCACCCUGACCUGACCUCCAGCUUCUGCCCACCCGCAGGACAUUGUGAGACUGCUGCCCCUGCCUGGCCCCUCCUGGGCAGGGCCCCUCGCCCUCUGGGUCAGGCAGAGCGGGAGGCAAUAAAUGCUGCUGGUGGAA